Puntigrus tetrazona (Sumatra barb) is the source of this 3000-nucleotide messenger RNA. Its product is annotated as R3H domain-containing protein 1-like. NCBI's taxonomy places the organism in Eukaryota, Metazoa, Chordata, Actinopteri, Cypriniformes, Cyprinidae. Gene Ontology annotation, molecular function: nucleic acid binding. The record is from RefSeq and is a predicted model, not a curated record.
GGCGCUGGCGGGUGACCCAGCUGUGCUGCGGGGUAUUUUUGGGGCUGGGGUGAAGUACACCACCCACGUCUCCCCCGACUCCUCGGGCUGUGCUGUUUGGCUAAUGAAGAGCUCCGUUCAGCCAGUGACGCGGCGCGAGCGCAGCCGAGCGAUCUGACUGGCUGAGAGCUGCUGACAUCACGCCGGCCGGCCGUUGAUCUGCGCUGUCUCUGAGGCUGCUGCCAGAGUCUGAGCCACGGGCUCCGGCGUCUAGAGCAGACACAGCAGUGUGGAAACUAUCCCCUGACCGAUGGAAAUAAUGACCGCACGCAUGCCUCAGGCUCCUGAAGGACAUGAGCUCCGUGUCUGCAGUGAUCGGGCCCCGGGGCCGCUGAAGGGGACAUGGGCAGAUGCGACUCCUCUGAAAGCCACGAGGAUUUGUUCUUCACGGCUGGACGUCGGCUUCCAGGCUCUUGCUCGGCGCUCCAGGUAGCUGUGUCCGAUGAGGAUGUCUGACUCUGAGACGAUGAGAUCUCUGACCGAAGACAGCGACGAGACGCAGCGGCAAACAGCGGCCCCGGGCCCUAAAAGAGCCAAGCACACCAAGGUCAAGUUAGUCCGGAGCCGGGCCGUGUGUGAAGAGCCCUGUCCUUCCAGCAUCGGCUCUCAGCCGUCUCCAGACCAGCAGGAUGGAGAUGGAGUUAAACUCUCGCAGACGUUUGAGGACGAAUCGACUCUUACUGUGAACGAGGACCAUCCAGACGGGAAACCAGAGAAAGAGCCACGCAAGAUACUGUCCAGAGACUCCAGUCAGGAAUACAAGGACUCGACCGGAAUCGAUCUGCAUGGCUUCCUGGUGAACACACUGAAGAACCACCCCAGGGACCGAAUGAUGCUGCUGAAGCUGGAGCAGGACCUCCUCGACUUCAUCAGCAAUAACCAGAGUCAGAGGAGGAAGUUCCCGCCCAUGACGUCUUAUCACCGAAUGCUCCUGCACAGAGUCGCUGCUUACUUCGGUUUAGACCACAACGUGGACCAGACCGGGAAAUGUGUGAUCGUCAACAAAACCAGCGGCACACGAGUACCAGAUCAGAGGUUCUCCGAACACAUCCGAGACGACCAGACGGAGGAUUUCCAGAAGCGCUACAUCUUAAAAAGGGACAACUCCAGCACAGACAAAGACGACACGAGACGCAUGAAACUGAAGGAGGACCGGAGGAGCAAGUCCAUCGAGGAGCGAGAGGAGGAGUAUCAGAGAGCCAGGGACAGGAUCUUCUCUGAUGCUUUAGACACCUUCCCGCUGGAUAACAGGAUUCAGGAGGACGAGGUGUGUAACAGCAUCCAGCAGAGACGGCAGAUCUUCAGGUCGAAGGACAGCCUCCAGAGCAGCUCUGAGAGCGAGGCCAGGUGUUCAGAGCCGCGGCCGUGGAGCAGCACGGACUCAGACAGCUCCGGACGGAACCUGAAGCCCGCCGUGAUCAAAGCCAGCAGCUUCAGCGGAGGAGACGGCUCCAGCGGCAGGCUCUCUAACGCCGGCUCUGAUUCUUGUAGUAGUGUAGGAUCAUCUACGGGUUCCCUCUCUCGAUCCCAGGCCUUCCCCGCUCUCAGCUACGAGCCGCCGGCGUCCGCGGCUAGCGCUAGCUACUAUCUGCUCCCGCUGGACGCCGCAGGGAUAGCGUCCGGAAGUGUCCUGGUCAACUCUCACACAGGUCAGCCGCUUCUGAACCCCGACGGCAGUGCUGUCCUCUACAGUCCCAGCGUGACCUCACACCUCGGGUGUCAAUCAUCUGUAGCUCCGCCUCCAGCCGCUCACCCCCAGCACCAGCCCACCAAUCACAUCCCGGCACAGCAGGAGAACCUGAGCGCUCAGUUGGGUCACAUGAUGCUGGUCCAGCAGGCCUCGGGCGAGGGUUACCCUCUUCAGAGCGGAUACGGGCUGAACUCCACGGCCUCCGUCAGCCAGCAGCAGCAGAUGCCGGCGUGUUACUGCUCUUCCGGUCAGUUCCCGGUGUCUGGUCAGUCGUAUCGGGCCGUGGGUCCAGUGCCAUACAGCGGCCCGGGUCAGAUCCCCCCCGCAGCCCCGCAGCAGCCAGGUUAUCAAGCUGUGAUGCCGAAUCAUCAGAACUACCAGAACGUGAAUCAGCUGCAAGGCAUGAUGGUCCAGUAUCCGUCAGUGGCGUCAUCUUAUCAGCAGAGCGCUCCGGCGUCCGGCGUCCAGGUGUACUACAGCAUCCUUCCUCCCGCACAGAACCCCACCAGCUCCUCCGCAGGGUUCCCUCUUCCUCCUCCUCCUCUUCCUCCUCUUCCUCCUCCUCCAGGAGCGGAGCAGAUGUCGUCUCCCUGCGGCUCGCAGCAGAUUGUCUCUCAGCAGUGUUCAGGUGGAAUGCUGAUGAUGCACCUGGCGUUACCCGUAUCCCAGCAGUCUCCAUCUCAGUGGAAACACCAGAAACACUACAGCUCUGAUCAUACACACUCACUGAAGCCCGCUGACGUCUGCGCUCUGGAACCGUCUCACAUGGGCAGCUCGUCUCCUGCACCGCACCUCACUAAUGUAAAGAACAUCCGUCCCAGCCUCAACACUCUUCCCAUCAUGCCUCACUUCUCCAGAUCCUCAGGACCGGGUGAGGUGCGCUUCCAGUACAGCCCUCAGCUCCGCCCACCGCUACUGCAAGCCCCGCCCACGCUGUCCAGUCAGGCUCCGGUCGGGCCCCGGCCCUCAGCUCGAGGCAGGAGGUUCCCGAGGAGGGCUCUCUCUACGGAUCUCAGUGUAGGUGUCUCUCAGAUCAAGAUCAGGUUCCUGUCUCUUCCUCCUCAGGCUUUAAAGCAGGCCUCGUGUUUCUUUAAUCUCUCUCCUUAUUAUUAGUAUUAUUAUAAUCAUAAUUCACCAGAGAAGUCACUUUAUUAGUGAAGGAUUAAUAUAUCACUGAUUUGUUGGUAAAAGCGUACAUUAGCCUUUUUUUUAUAUCUCUGGAAGAAAAUAUUGUAAAAUGACUGUAGAAUUAAAUCUGUAGGUUUUUCAGA